AUGAUGGGGAUUAAGGGAAAUGUCGGGUGUCUGAUCAUCUUUUGGGCUCUGCUAGUUGCAGUAGUCGCCAUGGCCACCGAGCCUCCUCGUCUCUUUGAGCGGACUAAGGGCAUCAAUGGUCUCGAAAAGAUCAUCGUUCGUGACCGUAAAGGCCGAUCUUUCGAGGUUUACUUGUAUGGAGGUCAAGUGACUUCUUGGAAAAACGAGAAAGGAGAGGAGAUGCUUGUUAUGAGUAGCAAGGCUAUUUUCGAUCCUCCGACACCGAUUCGUGGAGGAAUCCCAAUAUUGUUUCCGCAAUACAGUAACACUGGUCCACUUCCCUCACAUGGAUUUGUUAGACAAAGGUUCUGGGAGAUUGAUGCUAAUCCACCUCAGAUUCCAUCAAAUUCUUAUUAUCUAUCUUUUGUUGACCUGAUCCUAAGAUCAUCCCAAGAAGAUAUGAAGAUCUGGCCUCACAAGUUUGAGUAUAGAAUGAGAAUUGCAAUUGGACCUGUGGGAGAGUUGAUGUUGAUAUCUCGUGUUAAGAAUACUGACGUAAAGCCAUUUAACUUCACAAUGGCUCUUCACCCCUACUUCGCUGUUUCCGAUAUCAGUGAAAUCCAGGUCGAAGGAAUGCAUAAUUUGGAUUAUCUUGACCAACUAAAGAACAGAACACGUUCCACUGAUCAUAACAAAGUUAUAACUUUUAAAUCCCAGUUUGACAGGAUUUACCUCAGCACUCCAGAUGAUAUCAGAAUCGUGGACCGCAAGAAAAAGACGACAAUGGUAGUACACAAGGAGGGACAAGUUGAUUCUGUGGUGUGGAAUCCAUGGGAGAAGAAAGUGGUAGACUUGGGAGUUGAAGACUACAGGCGUUUUGUGACCGUGGAAAGCGCGGCUGUCGAGAAACCGAUCACAGUGAAUCCGGGACAAGAGUGGAGAGGAGUACUCACAAUGACUGUGGUUCCUUCGAAGUAA
This is a messenger RNA of Microthlaspi erraticum, 957 nucleotides long. NCBI's taxonomy places the organism in Eukaryota, Viridiplantae, Streptophyta, Magnoliopsida, Brassicales, Brassicaceae. The record is from the annotation of a GenBank genome assembly.